This is a messenger RNA of Cooperia oncophora, 327 nucleotides long. NCBI's taxonomy places the organism in Eukaryota, Metazoa, Nematoda, Chromadorea, Rhabditida, Trichostrongylidae. The record is from the annotation of a GenBank genome assembly.
AUGAGAGAACUGGAGAAUGACAACCUCAAUCGUUUUCUCGGGCUGUGCCUCGAUGGACCACAAUUAAUUUCGAUAUGGAAAUACUGCAGUAGAGGGAGUCUGAAUGACGUUAUCACCAAAGGAUCGACUACCAUGGACAACAUGUUCGUCUUCUCACUAGUACGAGAUAUCGCGCAUGGCUUGGCCUUCAUUCAUCAGUCGUUCUUGGAGUAUCACGGCUCUCUGACAUCGAAAUGUUGUCUCGUGGAUGACCGUUGGCAAGCGAAGGUAUCCGACUACGGCCUAAGAAAGUUAAGAGUGUAUGACAAGCGCUUGCCGCAAGGUUAG